AUGCGGCUGUUCGUGCGCGACCUUGCGGGCCGUGCGCUGCCCGUCGAGGCGGCCGCCGACGCGAGCGUGGACGGCCUGAAGCAGCAGCUCGCCGCCGAGCUGGCGGUGCCGGCGGCAGAGCAGCGACUGCUCUUCGGCGGUCAGGCGCUCGAGGGCGACGCGCGGCUGGGCUCCUGCGGGCUCCAGGAUGACUCCACCGUGUUCCUCUCGCUGGAGCUCUCCGGGGGCGGCAAGAAGCGGAAGAAGAAGACGUACACCAAGCCCAAGAAGAUCAAGCACAAGCGCAAGAAGGUUAAGCUGGCAGUGCUCAAGUUCUACAAGGUCGACUCGAGCGACAAAGUGUCCCGCCUCAGGCGCGAGUGCCCCCACGAGCUCUGCGGUCCUGGCGUCUUCAUGGCCAUGCACUUCAACCGGUACUACUGCGGCAAGUGCCACCUCACCUACCUCAUCAAGAAGGGCGACGGCGACUGA
Molecule: messenger RNA, 471 nt
Organism: Prorocentrum cordatum
Lineage: Eukaryota; Dinophyceae; Prorocentrales; Prorocentraceae
Source: the annotation of a GenBank genome assembly